AUGGAGGCCGACAGCUUCAACGGAGUCCGCGACAUUUUGGGCUCCUCGUACACCCGAGUGGCAGCAGAGUCGCUGGGCGAGAGAGCCAGCCAGCUGCCAGCGUUCACACUGCAGCAGCAGCAGCAGCAGACACAGCAGCAGCAGCAGCAGACACAGCAGCAGCAGCAGCAGACACAGCAGCAGCAGACACAGCAGCAGCAGCAGCAGCAGACACAGCAGCAGCAGCAGCAGCAGACACAGCAGCAGCAACAGCAGCAGACACAGCAGCAGCAGCAGCAGCAGACACAGCAGCAGCAGCAGACGGCGGCGACGCAGCUCUUCCGGGGUAGGGCGGUGCAGCAGACCUCUGCGCUAGGGUCGGGGGACAUUUUCGCGCUGCAGCCCAAGGCCGUGGGCUCUUCUCUGCUGUACAGACUCACCAGCUACUUGGCGCUGCAUGCAGUCAAAAUAUGCGGCAUCCAGGGUUUGGGCGUUUUGGAGCGUGGGUGUCUCUUGGUGUCGGCAGUGCGGCUGGAAGGACAGGCGCGCGCUGAAGAGCUAAGAAAGCCAGAGGCUAAGCAGCAAGAGGAGACAGGGCAGCUGAGGAGACAGCAGCAGCAGCAGCAGCAGCAGCAGCAGAGUUGUGGGGUUUCUGCAGCUGCGUGGGGUGGCUGCCGCGAGGGCCGCGUGGACUUGGUGGUUUCGAGCAGCGACAAAAACUUCUUGACCCCUGUGGGGGGGGCCCUGGUGUAUGGCCCAGACCCCAAGUGA
This is a messenger RNA of Eimeria necatrix, 750 nucleotides long. RefSeq names its product soluble liver antigen/liver pancreas antigen domain-containing protein, putative. Gene Ontology annotation, molecular function: O-phosphoseryl-tRNA(Sec) selenium transferase activity; tRNA binding. The record is from RefSeq and is a predicted model, not a curated record. Bases 1 to 750 code for a protein of 249 amino acids. Gene Ontology annotation, biological process: selenocysteine incorporation; conversion of seryl-tRNAsec to selenocys-tRNAsec. The transcript is spliced from 7 exons. Lineage: Eukaryota; Apicomplexa; Conoidasida; Eucoccidiorida; Eimeriidae.